This is a messenger RNA of Cuscuta europaea, 1694 nucleotides long. Lineage: Eukaryota; Viridiplantae; Streptophyta; Magnoliopsida; Solanales; Convolvulaceae. The record is from the annotation of a GenBank genome assembly.
CACAUACUGAUGAGGCUUUAUCCAUUCCAGAUCCUGCUGCCACAACUACUCAGCCAUCAGACAACUUGGAUGUGCCACCUCCUGCUGAUUCAUCCACUCAUGGCAUACUUGACAUGCAUCAUUCACCAGCUGUCUCCACUCCCCUGGGACGAGGCAUGCGACGUAAAGUCCCAUCCGUGCGGCUCCAGGAUUAUGUCCACACAUAUUAACCCCCACGACUUCACUGCUGUCCUCACCUAUUUCACAUGAGCAGGAACCAAUUUCAUAUCAAGCUGCCGUGCGUGAUCCGCGGUGGAGGGAGGCCAUGCACUGUGAGAUUGAUGCUUUGGAGGCAAAUAAAACGUGGACCAUGGUUGAUUUACCCACUCACAAGAAACCUAUUUAUUGUAAAUGAGUUUAUAAAAUUAAAUAUAACAGUAAUGGUUCUGUUGAACGCUUUAAAGCUCGACUUGUGGUGUGUGGAAAUCGACAAGUGGAGGGUAUUGAUUACCAUGAGACUUUUGCUCCUGUUGCCAAAAUGACAACUGUACGGACCCUUCUCGCUGUGGCUGCAUCCAAAAACUGGGAACUUCACCAAAUGGACAUUGACAAUGCAUUCUUGCAUGGAAAAUUGGAUGAAGAGGUCUAUAUGUUUCCACCCCCCCGGGUUCUCAUCUUCUAAGCCUAAACAAGUAUGUCGUUUGCAACGCUCUCUCUAUGGGCUUAGACAAGCACCUCGGUGUUGGUUCUCCCGGCUUAGUGCUUCUCUUUUAUCCUAUGGUUUUACCCGUUCCUAUGCAGAUUAUUCGUUAUUCACUUUAACCAAAGGCAGUGACUUUGUUUGUAUACUUGUUUAUGUUGAUGACUUGCUGAUUGCUGGCAAUAAUUCCUCUUUUAUUGCUACAAUUAAGAUAUACCUUGCUCAGUGUUUCCCUAUUAAGGACCUCGGUCAUCUCAAAUAUUUUUUAGGGCUCGAAGUUGCUCGCAGUCCUGAUGGUAUAUUUUUGUGCCAACGGAAAUACACUCUAGAUCUUCUUGAGGAGCUUGGAUUAUCCGACAGCAAACCUGCGGACUUUCCAAUGGAGCCAAAUCACCGAUUGGCAGUGACUCAAACUCCUCUUUUCUCAUAUCCUGACCGCUAUAGGCGGGUCAUUGGUAAGUUGAUCUACUUAACUUUAACACGUCCCGAAUUGAGCUAUUGUGUUCAUAUUCUCGCUCAGUUUAUGCAAUCUCCAUGCACCGAACACUGGGAGGCGGUUCUUCGUGUUCUCCGUUAUGUUAAAAGUAACCCUGGGCAAGGUAUACUGCUUCGGGCCAACUCCGAACUAAAUCUUCAAGGCUAUUGUGAUUCGGAUUGGGCUGCAUGUCCACUUAGUCGUCGAUCUCUCACUGGUUAUAUUGUUUUGUUGGGUGGUUCUCCCAUUUCCUGGAAAACCAAGAAACAACCUACCGUGUCUCGAUCAUCGGCCGAAGCCGAGUAUCGUUCCAUGGCUACUGUUGGGUGUGAGCUUAUUUGGCUAAAGAGUCUCCUCAACUCUCUUGGUAUAUUGCACUCUCGUCCGAUGGAAUUUUUUUGUGAUAAUCAGGCUGCUCUUCAUAUUGCCUCUAAUCCUAUCUUUCAUGAACGUACAAAGCAUAUAGAGAUUGACUGUUAUUUUAUUCGUGAUCUUCUUCAAAAAGAUGUUAUUUCUACACGUCAUCUCAUUGGUUGUUAA